AAAGCUAAGGUAGAAAAGUUAUUAGUUCGAGUAAAAGUCGAUAAAAGUCGUGUGCGGUAAAAGGUUACCACAAUACCCUAAAACAGUUUCCAAUCCUCAUCUUUCUCAGAGGUAGAAUAUCGACAUGAACCGUAUUUACUUGCUCUGGGUUCUGUAAUUGUUUCUACAGUUGGGGCUUUAGUACAACUGACACAUUAACUAGAGCACAAGAACGGAUUGCUAGUUUAUUGCUGGUACAGGCUAGCUUUAAUUUAUAUCAGUCUGCAAUGAUUCUUAGUUCCCCGAUUUAGUGCAAACAUGAUAAGUGUCUGGUAAUAUAAUUAUGGCUAAAAUAAGAAAUGAUCAGGCCAUGGUUACCAUUUCAGUGGCUUCAUUUCCAAUUUGCUGCCUAGCACGAGUCAACACUAGUUUCAGAGACUUCCUGUAGUAUGGCAGUCUCCAAGCGUAAACGAAUGCGUCAGAAGCUACCUUAAUAAAUAACAUUUCGUCUGCAAUUGUAAUGGCAGCAGAGAGAUGAAGCGUGUCUUGUGGCGUCUCCAGUUCUGUGUAAAACCAGAUAUUAAGUGUUAUGAUAUGAGCAAGUGUGCAAGCUAUUAGUAUUGCUGAUAAAAGCAAAGUUGCCACCGUAAGUUGUCUCAAGCCUUCAUCGUCUUCAUUUUGGCGAGAUUCUUUGGCAAAUCGGCGAAGUGACCUCAGAAGUAUAGCAGAACCGACGAAAAGCAAGACUGUUAUGACUGUGGCAUGGAAAUGGAGAUCUAUCUGAAGGAGGCUUCUUCGGGGGACUCCGAUGAAUUGCAGAAGAGUGAAACCUGUGAAGUACAGCAUCGAGACACCAACAAAUACGAGGAUCCUGCGCGUUGUAAUGGCCGAGCGGUAACGUUGUGGUUGAGUUAUGGCAAGGAACUGUGACCAAAUGAGAGCGAGAACGAGCAAGAAUGACAAGUUGAGGCCUACGGUGGAAAUAGAACUUCCAGUUCUUAGCAGUCUUACAUAUAAUCGGCCUGGAUACAGUGACCAUUUCAAAUAACAUGCUAGGCGGUAAGUAACGAAGAGAGGCUCGAUAACAAGACCGGUUGUGAAAUCAACACAGGCUAAAGCGAUGAUGAGAUACGAAGCUGGUGUACGGAAGCAUUUGAGAGGAUCUUUGUAAAUAGUCAGUAAUAACAGGAGGUUACUAAUGACUGUUAUCGGCGACAGAAUCACCAGGGAGAUCCCUGUGGCGAGCUGGGUGUAUAGAUAAAACCUUCCGUCGACGAAAGAAGAAUUUGAUGUUGCGCUGAUAUUCAUGACUCUUGUCGUCUUCGCAGGAUCAACAGCUUCAUCCAAGGAAUUCUUUUAAGCUGGCGCCUGCAUGGGGCGCAUUCCUUUGGGAUGUUGAUCGAUCUGUCUCAGCCGAGUUUUCAAACAAUUGUGCUCUUUUAAACUCGCUAAUUGUAAGCAUACGUAAAGUCCUUCCGUACUGGUAAUAUGAGCUAGUUUUGAAUUACAUCAGGAAAAGCGGAUGGACUGGAAGACAGCGGCAUUUGAAGUAUGCAUUGGAAAGGCGAAAUGAACCGCAGACAGACAACCUUAAGUGUUCGUGGUUUUCCUGUUUAGUGUUUGGGUUGUCAUUACCAAGCCUAAUUCAGUUCUUGAGCUUGAGGAGAACGGGUCAUCUGAUAGCAGUUUAUCGUUCUCUGAACACCCGAACAUGGUUUGCACUUUACAAGGAUUUGACUCAUUUGAAGCCGCUCCCUCAUUGGAGUCUUUUGUGAAGGCUUUAUCAACGGAAUGGGACCGAGAUCUCACUUUCAGUGGCUUGGCAAUAGUUUCAAAACUGGCCAAUGCUUGUCAAUCACUAGUUGAUGUGGGGAAGGCUCGGAGUUCAAGUCAACAAAAUUGUACUUAUCGCGAUAAAGGAGGAUUUUGCCACAACAUGUUCGUUGUGCGAGCUAAUAGUAAAAGUGCAGCACACUGGAUACUCUAUGAUGAUAUUUUCUUCCAAUCCAUGGCUGCUCGAGAGAAAUUGUAGCGUAAAAACGGCGGAUAAGCUACUAAUUCCUGUUGUCUAUGGCGACCAUUGUCAAAAUUCGACACGCUUUAACGAAAAGAUUGAAAUGUAUUCUAUAUUUUCAGCUGCAGACCAAACAGAUGUUCAUGUGAGAGUUUCAGAAGUCUCACAUGAUCUCAAAACGAUGGCAAAGUAUUUGGAGAAACUUUACUUUUGGUUUCUCUUGGGUCCAAUUAUCACAUUGGAAUGGCUCCGACGAAAAAGAAAGCUCUGUUGGGCGACAACGGCGCUAGUUGACGAGGAGUCUGGUAACGAAGAAAUAGUUGAGGAGAGUCGAAGACAUUAUCUCCAACUCGGGACAAAUGCGUAUAUUGAAGGUGAAUUGCGACCCCUAAACUGCGCUACGAGUAACACUCGAACUGAUUGUGAAUUGACAAUAGGUGACAACAUGCGUACUUUAAGAAUUACAGUGCAAAGUUUAAAGAGGGUCUUUCGAAGAAUUAUUUGCCACCUACCAGUUGGUCUUGGUUAUGUGGUUCUCACUCUGGUAGCGCUCCCUGUAGGUAUAUCAAGUGGGGGAUUAUCUUUUUUUCGAUUUGAUGAGAAUGAAGAAAAGCGCCAAAAUAAUUUCUGGGAUGUUCUUCUCCCAGGAAAGUCAGCGCCUCUGAUAUCGUACUUUGUCACUGUAUAUUGGCCAGUCGUUCAAAUCUUUAGUUUUCUCAUGUUCAGUAGGUUCGCUUGCAAGAGAAGCUGGACUGUUUCAACGAACCUUUCAAAGGUUAUCAGAAGUGAUUGGUUUUCAUCCAACAUGUAUUUGCUUGUUCUUUGCGUGAUCAUACCGUAUUGUACGUAUGGGUCCAAAAAACAAAUAUGGAAUAAUUCACACGUUGAUUGGCAGUUUUUCUAUUUUACAGUGUGCAAUGUUAUGUGCACGGUUUCUAAUUUUCUUUUUAUAAUCAUCCUCAACAAACACAAAGUUGUCACAAGGUAUGUGUUCUACAUCAGUGUGUGUAUGAUCUGUGCCUAUGUUGAAAGUGACAUAGUAGCUGUGUUUUAUUUCAUCCUCAAUUCUCAAGGCUCCCUAAACAACUUAAAAUUCACUGUUCUUCGCACUGGAGCACUUGGCCUCACUUUGACUCUGAGUUUCAGUUCUUCAAUGCACAUAAUCCGCAAACUUAUGAAGCCACAGGAGUCUGUAUUCGAGGGACUGUCAGAGAAGUGAGUCACGGUUUUUCAUUGGGAUUAGGUAAGCAGAAUCUCUUGCCAUCCUUCAGUACCAGUUUUCAAAUAACCUACGUGACAAAGCUUAACGUGAGCUAGAGCAAAAAUUCCAUUGUUCUUUCCAGAAAAUAGAACUUUGCCGAAACUGAGUCGUGUUAUUGAGCAGUGUUAUGCCACUUUUGUACAGCCUCGUCAAGAAAAGAGCAUCGAAAUUCUUUGAGUAGCUGUUAACAGCUGUAAUUUAGAACA
This is a messenger RNA of Pocillopora verrucosa, 3460 nucleotides long. NCBI's taxonomy places the organism in Eukaryota, Metazoa, Cnidaria, Anthozoa, Scleractinia, Pocilloporidae. The record is from RefSeq and is a predicted model, not a curated record.